Molecule: messenger RNA, 2814 nt
Organism: Gavia stellata (red-throated loon)
Lineage: Eukaryota; Metazoa; Chordata; Aves; Gaviiformes; Gaviidae
Gene: CNNM1
Product: cyclin and CBS domain divalent metal cation transport mediator 1
Exons: 12
Coding region: 1-2814 (937 amino acids)
Biological process (GO): transport; magnesium ion homeostasis
Cellular component (GO): plasma membrane
Molecular function (GO): transmembrane transporter activity
Source: RefSeq, a predicted model, not a curated record
AUGGCGGCGGGCCCGGGGCGCGGCGGCAGCGGCUGGGGCCGGAGCCGGGGCGCCGUGCUGCUGCUCUUCUUCUCGCUGUCGCCGCGGCCGCCGGCCGGGGCCGCCUGGCUGCUGGGGCUGCGGCCCGAGGACACGGCGCCGGGCCGGGUGUCCCUGGAGGGCGGCGCGGUGCAGGCGGCGGAGGGGAGCCGCUUCCUGCUGCGCCUCUACUUCCAGCCGCCGCCCGAGGGCAACGGGAGCCGCGGGCCGGCGGGGGAGCGGGAGCCGCGGCUGGUCUUCAUCGAGGAGGCGGCUCCGGCGGCGGGGGGCAAGGCGGCGCGGGGCCCGGCGGAGCGGUGCCGGGAGCGCAGCGCCUGGGCCUCGGACGUGGAGGUGGUGGGGCCGCUGCGCUCGGGCGGGGCGGCGGGCUCGGCGCUGGCCGAGGUGCGGGUGCGGGAGCCGCGCAAGGGCGAGGCGGCGGCGGCGCCGGGCGGGCGGCUCUUCUCGCUGUGCGCCUGGGACGGGCGGGCCUGGGCGCACUACGGGGCGGCGGGCGGCUUCCUGCUGCGGGUCCGGCCGGCCGCCCCGGCGCUGGGCGCCUGGCUGCUGCCGCUGCCCGAGGCGGGCUGGCUGCGGGCGCUGGGCGCCCUGCUGCUGCUGGGGCUGUCGGCGCUGUUCAGCGGGCUGCGCCUCUCGCUGCUCUCGCUGGACCCGCUGGAGCUCCGCGUCCUGCGCAACAGCGGCUCGGCCGCCGAGCAGGAGCAGGCGCGGCGGGUGCAGGCGGUGCGCGGCGGCGGCGGCACCUACCUGCUGUGCACGCUGCUGCUGGGGCAGGCGGGGGCCAACGCGGCGCUGGCCGGCUGGCUCUGCGCCUCGCUGCCGGGCGGCGGGGCGGCGGCCGGCGGGCCGCGGGGAGCGCCCUGGCUGCCGGUGCUGCUGUGCGCCGCCGCCGUCUUCCUGGGCGGCGAGGUGCUGCCCUACUCCGUCUGCUCGCGGCACGGGCUGGCCAUCGCCUCCCGCACCCUGUGCCUCACCCGGCUGCUGAUGCUGGCCGCCUUCCCCCUCUGCUACCCGCUCAGCCGGCUGCUGGACUGGGCGCUGCGGCAGGAGCUCAGCGUCUUCUCCACGCGGGAGCGGCUGCUGGAGACGCUGCGCGCCGCCGGCCCCCACGGCGACCUGGUGCGGGAGGAGUUGGCCAUGGUGCAGGGCGCGCUGGAGCUGCGCACCAAGGUGGUGGAGGACGUGCUGACGCCGCUGGCCGACUGCUUCAUGCUCCGUGCCGACGCCGUGCUGGACUUCGCCACCGUCUCGGAGAUCCUCCGCUCCGGCUACACCCGCAUCCCCGUCUACGAGGGUGACCGGCGUGACAACAUUGUCGACCUACUCUUCGUCAAGGACCUGGCCUUCGUCGACCCCGAUGACUGCACCCCCCUGCAGACUGUCACCCGUUUCUACCGCCGCCCGCUCCACUGCGUCUUCAACGACACACGGCUUGACACACUGCUUGAGGAGUUCAAGAAGGGAAAGUCCCACCUGGCCAUCGUGCAGCGGGUGAACAAUGAAGGGGAAGGAGACCCGUUCUACGAGGUGAUGGGCAUUGUCACCCUGGAGGAUGUCAUUGAGGAGAUCAUCAAGUCUGAGAUCCUGGAUGAGACGGAUCUGUACACAGACAAUCGGAAGAAGGAGCGGGUGCCCCACCGGGGACGCAAGCCCCAGGACUUCUCCAUCUUCAGGCUCUCAGACAGCGAGAUGAAGGUGAAGAUCUCCCCGCAGCUCCUCCUGGCUACACAUCGGUUCAUGGCAACAGAAGUGGAGCCUUUCAAGUCCCCCUACCUCUCCGAGAAGAUCCUGCUGCGGCUCCUGAAACACCCCAACGUCAUCCAGGAGCUCAAGUACGACCGAAAGAACAAGAAGGCAGCAGAGCAUUACCUCUACCAGCGCAACCGCCCCGUCGACUACUUCGUCCUCAUCCUGCAGGGGAAAGUGGAGGUGGAGGUUGGCAAGGAAGGACUGCGGUUUGAGAAUGGGGCAUUCACCUACUACGGCGUCCCCGCCAUCAUGGCUGUUGUCUCCUCGGAUAAUGACGUGCGGAAAGCGGGAAGCCUGGCUGGAUCCUCCUUCUUACUGCCUGUCUCAGUGUCCCGUACCUUCGCCUUCAGCAGAGGGGACUCCCUGGCUGGCUCUCCAGUGAACAGGUCACCGUCACGGUGCAGCGGGCUCAACCGCUCUGAGUCCCCCAACCGGGAGCACAACGACUACGGGGGCAGCACCACGCAGCUCCACAGCAGCAGCAACAACAUCUACACGCCCGACUACUCUGUGCACAUCCUCUGCGACGUGCAGUUUGUCAAGGUCACCCGGCAGCAGUACCACAACGCGCUGGUGGCCAGCCGCAUGGACAGCUCGCCCCAGUCCCCCGACAUGGAGGCCUUUGACAGGGAUUCAACCAAGGCCUCAACCGUGCGGGGAACCCCACAGACACCCAAGGAAGAUGCCACCACCCUCCUGAAUGAGAGGAACAGCGUCAUCCACUCUGAGGGGCUGCGCAGUCCCAGUGAGUCGGUGUUCCUGCGCAUGGAGGGCAUCCCCUUCAUCCAGGAGGAGCUGGCUGACAACGAGGAGAACCGCAAGCGGCAGAACAGUGAGUGCUGCAGCACCAUCCUGGAGGCAGAGUCCUCAGGGAGAGAGGCCGGGGCCAGCUCAUCGCCAAGCAGCUCUGAGGAAACGCUGGGCAGGAGGCUGCUGAGAUCCCUCAGUGGGCGCAAGCAGCGGCCGUCGCCAGAGGGUGAGAAGACGCCAGAGGAGAGCUCCAAUCUUGCCUCGUUAAUCACCUGA